Messenger RNA from Cryphonectria parasitica EP155, 255 nucleotides. RefSeq lists its product as uncharacterized. The record is from RefSeq and is a predicted model, not a curated record. NCBI's taxonomy places the organism in Eukaryota, Fungi, Ascomycota, Sordariomycetes, Diaporthales, Cryphonectriaceae. The annotation marks the transcript as partial. The transcript has a single exon.
UAUGACAUGGAAGACGGAUUCAUCGCCGCGUCAGACGACGAUGAAAGCAUAGAGGAGGAUAACGAUGACGACCAGGACGACCUGCUAGACGACGGCGAUGUCGACUUUGAGCGUCCGCGUCCCAAGCGCAAGAGAACGCCUGACGAUGAUGAUGACGCCGAGGGUGAGCCUGAUGACGAUGCUCCUGCGGCUUCUGGUGAUCACAACCGUCGGCGUGUGCGUCGUGUUGUCUCUGACGAUGACGACGAUGAGUGA